Molecule: messenger RNA, 2763 nt
Organism: Saccostrea echinata
Lineage: Eukaryota; Metazoa; Mollusca; Bivalvia; Ostreida; Ostreidae
Product: glycine receptor subunit alpha-3-like
Exons: 8
Coding region: 631-1962 (443 amino acids)
Biological process (GO): chloride transmembrane transport; regulation of membrane potential; chemical synaptic transmission
Cellular component (GO): membrane; synapse; neuron projection
Molecular function (GO): extracellular ligand-gated monoatomic ion channel activity; neurotransmitter receptor activity; chloride channel activity
Source: RefSeq, a predicted model, not a curated record
CCAGGAUAUAGUAUCUUUCUGUUAUAAGCGUUAAUUUGUCAAACUUUACACAAUUGCUUUGGUUUUUUAUCGGUAUCCCGCUGUGUUGUAUUAUACAGCAAGACUGCUCCCAUAAAGACGUUAGCAUACGGAGUGUUUACUCGUUUCCCUAUAUACGCCAGCGUCCGAGGUUUAUUGACUGACUAGUGGUGGAAGCUGAAUGUUUCCAAGGUGCAUAGAUUUGCAAAUAUUAGAAAUUUGGUUACAGGAAUCGAUUGCUAUGAGAAGGCCCGUGUAAACGCUGGUAACUGGCAUCCAGGCAGUUCGUCUUUCGACAGGGGGUUUUAAUUUAGUCCUGCAUUGUGCACUUAUUUUCAAUUUUUGCACCUGAAAUCUGAUGUAAUAACAAAGGACUGUACAAUACGUCAUCAAUUUUGUGCCUGUUGAUGCCACGUGAUGAAGUGUUUGAUGAUGGUGUCAGAUCACUGCAGUUUAUUCCUGGUACAACCAAAGAUAAAAAUACGUCAUAUAAUUCAGAAAUCAGAGGGAUAAUUAGUGCACUGGUUGUUAAACUCUUACAUUAGUGAACUCUACAGGAAGAAAUAACUGAGUGCAAAUUUGCCAUACGUCUUCUUUAAUACAUGCUUAAAAAUGGCUUUGGUUAGAGUGUUGGUCUGUUUGUUUGUUUGCAACAGAAUUGUAACUGGAAGCAAUUCGAAGUCUCUCAAAGACUUUUCAAGAACUGAGCAGUUGGCCCUGAUCGAACAGAAGAUAGGUAAUUCGCCGCCAAAUUUUAACGACGACUUUGCAACAAAAGUAGAAUGUCAGCUUGCCAUCGACAGUUUCGAUUCCAUUAAUGAAGUAGAUAUGGACUUUACAGUGAGUAUAAUGCUACACUUGAGUUGGCUGGACGCCAGAUUUACGGUGUGGACUUCCGGUAAUGAGGAUAUUGUUUUGGAGUUUGACUCUAAGAGACUUGACAACAUAUGGACCCCUGACUUGUUUUUUCCUAAUGAGAAAAAAGCAUUUAUCCACCAAGUGUUCAUGCCAAAUAAAAUGUUACGUGUGUACAGUGGAGGCAAAGUCUCUUACACUGUCAGACUGUCACUAACCCUUAGUUGUCCAAUGGAUUUAAGAAACUAUCCCUUCGACAAACAAGUCUGCAGGAUAGAAAUGGAGAGUUUCAGCUACAACGAAGAUAACAUUAUUUUGGAGUGGGCAGGGAUGGAAAAACCCGGAAAUGAAAGCCAUCCCGGCCUGGUUAACGUGACUCAGAGGGUCGAGAUACCUGUGGAGAUCAGUGACAACAUAGAAAUGAAUCAGUUCCGGGUCGUUGAAAAGCACACACUCAAGACUCUUAACGAACGUAGAGGGGCAGGAAAUCAUAGCCUCCUUCAAGCCGAGUUUCACCUAGUGAGAGACAUAGGAUACUACCUGGUUCAAAUGUACAUUCCCAGCAUGCUUAUCGUCAUGUUGUCCUGGAUCUCUUUUUGGCUUAAUGUGAAUGCCGUGCCCGGGCGGAUUUCCCUGGGUGUGUUGACUGUACUGACAAUGACGCAACAGAGUUCUACAGUUAAUGCCACCCUUCCCCGUGUCUCAUAUACUAAAGCCAUUGAUAUCUGGAUGUCCUCGUGUUUAGUUUUCGUGUUUGCGGCUCUCAUUGAGUUCGCUGUCGCCAAUGUGCUAGCUAGAAAGGACAGCAACAAAGGAUUCAGUUUCAAAAAAAUGUUUCUCCUACCAACUCUGAGUGAAAAAAGAAAGAAAAGGAAAGGAUCAGGGGUUUUAGUGGAUGACAAGGGACUGAUGCGACUAGAUCCUGAAAUGGACCCAACUCUUGUUCAGAAACAUCGAGAACUUUCCGGAUUGUUGCACGCUAUGUAUUUGGAUGUAGCCUGUCGCUUUCUGUUUCCGAUUUGUUUUGGAAUUUUUAACCUAGUGUAUUGGACAAUUUAUACAUCCGAUCGUUUUGAUAGUAUCGUUUAGUGAAUAGUGAGAGACUAUAAUUGUGAUGAUAAUGAUUUCAUAACCAUGCACUCCGGCUUUUCCGAUUGCGAAUAUUUCUAUCAUUUCUUAAUGAAAAAGAACGCCAUCAGUUUCAGGACACCGAUGCCAUGUGCCGUUUACGACAUAUGAUUGACUUCACCACAAUGUCGUAAAACACGGGCUUUAAGAAUAAACACAUACUGAGCAAAGACAUAACUUUUCACUAUGUUGAUUGCUAAAUAGUUUUCCGAGUGUUUGUAUCAUCAAUCAGAUUACAUUCCAUAGAUUUUACGAUCGAUUCGUUGUCUUUCUGAAGCUCAAGCUUAAAUGUGUUGGUAAAUGAGUGUUCUACAAAUUCAAUUUUAUAUGUAAAAAAAGGUCAAUUGUUCUGUUCAUAAUUCAUGUACAUCAUAAUGAAUGGUUCUUUGCUCUUUUUUAUUUGCUUGAAUUGAUAUAUUUAUCACGUGCUUCCGUUCUGUGUCAAAUUCUGUGAUAAAAUGAGGGGAGGUAACAGAGGAACUUUCUGGACUUGGGUGAAAUUUCCUAGAAAAAUAGUAAAAGAAAUGGAACUCUCCAUACAAUAGACGUAAAGCUGCCAUUUUGACUAAUGAUUAUGAAUAUUUGAUAUGAAUAUUUGAUAUGCUCCAUGUAGAUUGAAGUGAUUUAUGAAAAUUAAAGUUAGAAUAAAGUUGUUUCAACUCUGAAUUAGCAAGAAUGAAUGGUGAAUAAAUAAUGUUUUCUUUAUUUACUGUUUUUGGCAAUAAAAGUCUUCCUGAGGAAAUUAAAUCAUUGAUUCAGUUA